Messenger RNA from Paramisgurnus dabryanus, 2278 nucleotides. It is a transcript of the gene ccdc117, whose product is annotated as coiled-coil domain containing 117. Lineage: Eukaryota; Metazoa; Chordata; Actinopteri; Cypriniformes; Cobitidae. The record is from RefSeq and is a predicted model, not a curated record.
CCAGGAGUUCCGACUGCUCAUCUUUCCAGAAAAGCGUCGUUAAAUUUAGGCUCAUACAACUUCUUGUGCAAACUGUCUCCAGGUAUUUUCACACGUUUUAAAUAAAACUGACUUUCAGCAUCUGAGAAGGGGUGAAAGAUUGUUCCAUCCGCACUGCUCAGCUGCAGUGGUCAUUUCACCCAGAUGUCUUUGUCGGACACCUGAGGAUGCAGAGCCCCAGAUCAGGAAGCGAGUUGGAGUUCCUUGUGUUUUCCCACCAUGCACACUUUAAUAACCCUAACUUGAGCACAAUUUGUGGGCCAACCAAAGGCUCACAUCAUAUGACUGGAGGACACAUGCCAAAUGCUAGCUGGGAGAGAAGAUGUAUGAGGAAGCAGAGAAGGAGGACAGAUGAUGGAAGCUGCAGUGCAAAAAGGCGAAAGCUGAUGGGAGAGGAAGAAGCAGAUGAAGCUGAGCAACCAACUCCUAAAGUGAGCCGGGGAUGGUCUGUGGACUCCAUCGCCCCUUCUCCUUCCACAGAGUCCAGCUUGGUUCAGCGUCAGACUGAACCCAGGGCAGUGCAGAGAAGUCUGCACUUUACAGCCUCUCCUUCCCCAAUACGCAAAGUUCAUACAGAGGGGUCAGGCAUGGAGGUAGAGGCUGCUCAAAGGAGACUGCAGGAGAUAGAAGAUAGCAUAACUUUGGAAGAUGACAGUGAUGAGGAGGAGUUGGAUGUUGAACCAGCUCAGCGCAGACCAGUGCUGGUGUUAUCUGACAGCUUGAGGGAGGGGCUUCAGCGAGGGAUUGCUGACAUUCUGCCCCAUACAGUAGCACAGUCAAUGAACCACUCUUGUAUGGAACUGGUGUUAUGGCGCCCCCCAGAGGACCCUAUCACCCAGAGGCUAAAAGACACAUUACAAAGGCAGCAGCGCAAGCAGCUGGCAGCAAACAGACAGACCCCUACACCUAUACCGUCGGUCAGCAACCCUCUCAGCCCCCCGUCCCAGCCCCAGUUCACAGCAGCCAAUGAGCAAACUUUCAGUCCCCUGUUCAGCAGCCCUUCGGUCCUUAACUCUGGAGAAGAAGACAUGGAGUUGUAGGGAAAUCUAUAAACAAUUUGUAGUCAGAGUGACUCGUAGUAUCCUUUGUAUGAAAUACAUAAAAUGAAGAAUUGCACAGGGGUAAAAUGAAAUUUGUUUGUGCCAUGCUCGUUUUGUUUUGUUUGUUUCAACCCACACAUUGGCCAUCUAAAUUAACUUUGUGGUUGGGACCAUACUUGCACUAGUUAACAUGAGAACUACUACCCUAUGUGAACAUGGUCCGUCUAAUCUUUUCUUUCCUGCGGUACAUUGGUUAAAUGUGCAGUUAUAUUUUUAGAUUCAAUGCAUAGAUUAAAGUAUUCUGUUUGCUGUUAAUAUCCCUUUGCCAUUCAUAUCUAAGCUUGGAGAUUUGGGUGCUGAAUAUAUUGUCUUAAUACCAAGUUAAUGAUAUUGCAGUGUACUAGUAUAAGACACAGAUUCAGGAUGUUUGAUUUGUGACAAACUGCCAUACAUGGAUUAUUUACGUUGUGAACAGGCAAAAACCUGUGAGUCAAUUUUAUUUUGAUAUUCAUUUUGAUGGCCAUAUUGUUUUGAUAAGUAUAACAGAAUAUUUGGUGGAUGUUGAUGAAUUUCAAUAUUUUUGAUUGUCUUAGAGCCAGGAGAGACUCAUGAGUGGUCUUGGACUGAAUGUGGGAAACUGCUCUAAUAAUAGUUGGUUUAACAAUGACCCAGUUGAUUUUAUUUCAGCUGUCUAAUAUUAGCCCAAAAAUGAUACAACAUAUUGUUGGAGAUAAAAAAUGCAUAGGCGUGCACCAAUCUGUUUUUGGUUAAUAUAACCUGGUUCUGUUUAAACACACUGCAAAAAAGAAUUUCUUACUAAUACUUAUAGUAUUUUUGUCUUGUUUUUCUUAAAUUAAGAUGUAUUUUCUUAAUGAGCAAAAUUACCUAGGAAAAUAAGUCUAAUUUUUAGAUUAAAAAAAUUAAAAUUUAAGCCAAUUUGUGCUUAAAACAAGCAAAAAAAAUCUUUUUUUAAGAAACUUAUUUUAAGAAGACUUUUAUAGUUUCAUUUUGCUCAUCAAGAAAAUACAUCUUAGUAAGAAAGUCUCCCCAAAAAGUAAAAUAAGAUGGGAAUCCAUUUGGCAUUUUUGCAGCUUUUGUGAAUGAUAAAUUUUGACCAAACUCAAAAUAAAAAUAUGUAAAUAAAUUUGAUUGUACCACAUUAUAAAAAGUUGACCUCAUAAAAAUGUUUUAAAAAAUCA